AUGCCGAUCCCCACCUUGCCCCUCUUCGCCGCGGCAGAGCAGCAUGCGCGGGACAACCCCAACAAAAUCGCGGUCGUCGACGCCGCAAAACAAGAGUCCUUUACAUUUGUCCAACUGCUAGCCGACGCUGCAGCGUUAAGGAAGCGCAUAAUUGAACAAUUGGGGCUGACCGAGGAUUUGGACGAGCGGCGCAUUGCAUUCUUGGUCCCAAAUGGGUACGACUAUGUGGUUACGCAAUGGGCCGUGUGGGCAGCAGGAGGUGUCUGUGUUCCUCUAUGCACAAGUCACCCAGUGAAGGAGCUGUUAUAUACAGUGGGUGAUUCGGACCCCUCGUUGAUUAUUGUUCACCCGCAUUUCGAAAAGAUGGCGCCUGCACUACGCGAGGGAUGCACCACUGAGAUACCAUUCAUGGGUCUUGAGCCAUUCAGCCGUAAUGAGGCACCGACUCUGCCAUCCUUCUCUCCACCUUUUGCCCUCACCCGGCGCGCUCUGAUGAUCUAUACAUCCGGAACCACCUCAAACCCGAAGGGUUGCGUCACCACCCAUGAGAAUAUCACUUUCCAGGCAAGCUGUCUGGUCAAGGCAUGGGGAUAUAGUCCUUCAGACCGUCUCAUUCAUGUACUACCGCUCCACCACGUCCAUGGUAUCAUCAAUGGUCUAGCAGCCAGUUUCUUGAGCGGUACCACUGUCGAGAUGCAUCCAAAGUUCGACCCGAAAGUGAUCUGGGAGCGAUGGCAGGAGGGUGGCUCGACUAUGUUCAUGGCAGUUCCGACCAUCUAUUCCCGUCUGAAUGAUUAUUUUGACGCUCAUAUCCGCGACACUGAACAGGAAGAUGCCACGCGGGCUGGUGCGCGUGCUCUGCGACUUGUUGUUAGCGGAUCUGCAGCCCUUCCCACCCCUAUCAAAUCUAAAUUCGCCGAGAUAACCGGCCAGACGUUGCUGGAGCGAUAUGGAAUGACCGAGAUUGGGAUGGCGCUCAGCUGUGGGCUCGAGGUUGAAAAACGAGUUGAUGGCAGUGUUGGCUGGCCCUUGCCGGGAGUCGAAGUCCGAUUGACCGAGAAAGAGACAGGCAGGACCGUCGACGGGGUGGACGAGGACGGUAUGAUUGAGAUCAAGGGUGGAAAUGUUUUCCGUGAGUACUGGCGGAAGCCCGAGGCGACUUCCUCGGAGUUCACAGCCGAUGGCUGGUUCAAGACUGGCGACGUGGCCAGGCGGGAUUUAACUGGCGCAUACUUCAUUCAAGGCCGUGCUUCUGUCGACCUGAUCAAAUCUGGCGGGUACAAAAUCUCAGCAUUGGAAGUCGAGCGCAAGAUGCUCGCCUUGGAUGCAAUCCAGGAAGUGGCAGUCGUUGGGCUUGCGGAUCAAGAAUGGGGCCAGCGAGUCGCAGCCGUUGUCAAGUUCCGCGAAGGAGCCGUACCUCUCGAGCUUCCUGCCCUCCGUGCGAGCCUGAAGAAUGAGAUGGCCUCUUAUAAAAUCCCCACAGUCCUGAAAGUCGUGGAUGGGAUUGAGCGCAAUGCUAUGGGAAAGGUCAACAAGAAAGUCAUUGUGCAAAAGUACUGGCCAGACAAGGCAUGA
This is a messenger RNA of Penicillium canescens, 1575 nucleotides long. Its product is annotated as acyl-CoA synthetase. Gene Ontology annotation, biological process: fatty acid metabolic process. The record is from RefSeq and is a predicted model, not a curated record. The transcript is spliced from 3 exons. NCBI's taxonomy places the organism in Eukaryota, Fungi, Ascomycota, Eurotiomycetes, Eurotiales, Aspergillaceae. Gene Ontology annotation, molecular function: medium-chain fatty acid-CoA ligase activity. Bases 1 to 1575 code for a protein of 524 amino acids.